UGCCAGCUCCCCAGUAAUUGAUUUGUAUUAUGAGACUGUUCCAUCAACUUUUUAAAUGCAUUCGAGUUCUAAAUAACGGGGCAAAUAUAUCCAAAUGUGUAAGCUUGGCCAGUCGAUACCCAGUUAUUAAGGGACACAGAUUUUCACCGGAAAACAGGUUACACUUGUCUCGAAAGUUCACAAUGAGCUUAGAAAGAAAGUCGAGUCAACUGCGGAGUAAUACCACUGGAACAAACCGGCUAGACUUGAAGGAGGUUGUGAAGAGAAUUGAGGCCAAGGCACCAACGUUUCUGGCUGAGAGUUGGGACAAUGUGGGCCUCCUUGUGGAACCUUCUUCCCCCCAUGAUGUAGGAAAGAUUCUUCUGACCAAUGAUCUGACUGAGCCCGUCCUUGAAGAAGCUAUCCGGGAAAAAGCCGAUGUGAUAUUUUCCUAUCACCCUCCAAUAUUCACUCCACUGAAACGUCUCACCCAGAAGGCAGUGAAGGAGCGUAUCAUAGUGAAGUGUAUAGAAAAUAGGAUAGCUGUUUAUUCACCUCAUACAGUUUACGAUGCUCUCGAAGAUGGCGUGAAUUAUUGGCUGGCACAGGCAUUUGAGAAACAUGGGAUCACCAACAAGUGUCCCAUCUCUGGGAAGCACUACAACUCGCAUCUCUGCCGUGGCUCACAAAGGCUUGAAGUCACUGUGCCAAAUCACAGUGCAGAGGAGAUGCGAAAACAACUUGCCAGUGUUUGCUGUUCUGACGUAGAGAUGUCGACAAAGUCAACUGAUGGUACUGCAGUUCGUCUCUCCUAUAAUGUUACUCAAGAAGGUCUCACUAAGGCAGUCCAGUUUCUCCAAGAUGGUGGCAGCGAUUUGGCAUCGAAGACAGAGGUGAUUCAGCUACAAAAGCCACCGUACCCUGGAGCUGGAAUAGGUCUCAUUUUUGAUGUGAAUCAACCCAUCAGCCUGGAGGAAGCAGUGACUCAUGUGAAGCAACAUAUUGGUGUGGAACGUGUCCGUUUGUCAAUAGGGAAUGGAUGUACCAUGGCAUCACCCAUCAAAAGUGUGGCAUGUUGUGCAGGCUCAGGCAGCAGCGUGCUACGUGGGACAGGAGCUGAUCUCUACCUAACAGGCGAGAUGUCACACCAUGAGCUGCUAGACGCAACUUCCCAAGGAACCAACGUAAUUCUGUGCGAACACAGCAACUCAGAACGAGGAUUCUUAAAAACUUUGCUCAAGAGGUUCAGUGAGGAUUUUUCUGAUGUCAAAAUGGAUAUUGUUGUAUCAUGUAUGGAUGUGGAUCCUGUUACUAUUGUGUGAUGUCGGACAUGGACGCUCCCGUUGACAAAAGUAAUGACUGACCAAUUUAGGUCAUUUGUGUAUACAUGGUAUGUCACAUGGUGUAUCACAUGGUAUAUCACGUCCAUUCAAUUCUGUCAUCUGUAUGUGGAAUGACAAUAAAACACAAGUAAAUAAGA
This is a messenger RNA of Lineus longissimus, 1459 nucleotides long. Its product is annotated as NIF3-like protein 1. NCBI's taxonomy places the organism in Eukaryota, Metazoa, Nemertea, Pilidiophora, Heteronemertea, Lineidae. The record is from RefSeq and is a predicted model, not a curated record. The transcript has 7 exons. The coding region runs from base 30 to 1301 and encodes 423 amino acids. Gene Ontology annotation, cellular component: cytoplasm; mitochondrion.